Messenger RNA from Staurois parvus, 294 nucleotides. Lineage: Eukaryota; Metazoa; Chordata; Amphibia; Anura; Ranidae. The record is from the annotation of a GenBank genome assembly.
CGGGCCCCCAGGCGGGGCGACAGGCAUCGGGCCCCCAGGCGGGGCGACAGGCAUUGGGCCCCCAGGCGGAGCGGCGGGCGCCGGACCCCCAGGCGGAGCGACAGGUCUCGGGCCCUCAGGCGGAGCGACAGGUCUCAGGCCCCCAGGCGGGGCGGCGGGCGCCGGACCCCCAGGCGGAGCGGCGGGCGCCGGACCCCCAGGCGGAGCGACAGGUCUCGGGCCCCCAGGCGAAGCGGCGGGCACCGAGUCACCAGGCACGACAGGGACGGAACCCAGAUGACAGAUGCCGGCAUC